This is a messenger RNA of Brenthis ino (lesser marbled fritillary), 216 nucleotides long. The record is from the annotation of a GenBank genome assembly. Lineage: Eukaryota; Metazoa; Arthropoda; Insecta; Lepidoptera; Nymphalidae.
AUGCGUGUCGGAUACGUGACACGAAUACUUCUCGUGCCGCCUCAGGCAACAAAACAAUAUGACACUAACCUUGCCGGCAAUUUUGCUGCACGCAUAGUCAACAUCGAAAAGGAUCUCCGCAAGUACAGAGAGCAGUUUUACGAUAUCGUGCCACUUGCACCCGUGAUCCUUAAGGAACCGCUUGUAAAGCUCAUAGAAGGACGCAAGUCGGAGCGG